CUAGCGCGUGCCUGGUGAUCGUCGCUUCCCAAUUGUGCUUCUGCAACAGGCAGUGCUUUGUAAACCGCGGAUCUGCUUGUUUAGGAGCUAGAUCUCAAUAGCGGCCGCUCCCGCAUCUCAAGAUGGCGCAUCAAGGUGGCUAUGGCGGAGGUGCACCGCCUGCGAAUCCCUUUGCUGGCGCUGCAGCUUAUCGCGACGAUGUAGGCAGCGAAGCCAGCGGUUUCGGACCAGCCGAGAGGAGGGAUACGUUCCAAUCCGAAGGCAGUGUUUCCGACCUCCUGCCCAACCAAGGAUACGAUGCCAACGACUCCUACGAAGGCGGCCAAGGCAAUGCAUACAGUCAGGAGUCGUUCUCUCGGGGCGGUAAUGGCUCAGCAGGGGGAUACGGCGGCAACUACGCGGCCUCCGGUAUCUCGAGCCCUUACACAGACUAUCCCGGCAGUGCAAAUCCAGGCGGCUACACGCAGAGAGAGCCAUACCCUGCUUGGACAGUCGAGCACAACAUUCCUCUUUCCAAAGAAGAGAUCGAGGACAUUUUCAUUGACUUGGCAAACAAGUUCGGUUUCCAGCGCGACUCGAUGCGCAACAUGUACGACCACCUCAUGAUCAUGCUCGACUCACGCUCUUCACGCAUGAGCCCAGCGCAGGCCCUGCUGACCCUGCACGCAGACUACAUCGGCGGAGAACACGCCAAUUACCGCAAGUGGUACUUUGCCGCUCAAUUGGAUCUCGACGACGCCAUUGGCAAGGUACAAAACCCUGGCCUUGCUCGUGCUGCGAGCAUGGCUCGAGGCGGACGCAAUGCUAAAGGUGCAAAGGCAGCUGCAGCAGGUCCUCAGGGCAAGUCUUUGCAGAGCGCCGAGACGCGGUGGCGAGACGCGAUGAACAGGAUGAGCGAGUACGAUCGCUUGCGCCAAAUUGCACUCUACCUGCUUUGCUGGGGCGAGGGCGGCCAAGUUCGUUUCGUUCCCGAGUGUCUAUGCUUCAUCUUCAAGUGCGCAGACGACUAUUACCGUUCGUCAGAAUGCCAGAACCGCAUGGAGCCGGUGCCCGAAGGUCUCUAUCUAAGGGCGGUUGUCAAGCCACUCUACCGUUUCCUGCGCGAUCAGGUCUUCGAGGUUGUGGAUGGCAAGUUCGUGAAGAAGGAAAGAGACCACGACAAAAUCAUUGGCUACGACGAUGUGAAUCAGCUGUUCUGGUACCCCGAAGGCAUCGGCCGGAUCGUCUUGAACGACAAGACCAGAUUGGUUGACGUGCCUGCGAAUCAACGUUUCAUGAAGUUCGACAAGAUCGACUGGCCUCGUGUCUUUUUCAAGACCUACAAGGAGAAGCGCAGCUUCUUCCAUUUGCUGGUCAACUUCAAUCGUAUUUGGAUCCUCCACAUUUCCGUCUUUUGGUACUACACUGCUUUCAAUGCUCCCAAGAUUUACGAGCCGUUUGAUCGUGAAGCUACUACGGCACAGCUGCUCUCUGCUUCUGCGCUUGGUGGUGCCAUGUCUACGUUCCUCAUGAUCUGCGCAACUCUGGCCGAGUUCUCAUACAUCCCGACCACUUGGAACAACACGAGUCACUUGGCUCGCCGCAUGGCCUUCUUGCUGGUUUGUCUCGUCGUUACGAUUGCUCCUGCUGUCUACAUUCACGGCAUUGUUGGACCGGACGACAAGGACGGACGAAUUCCGACCAUCGUUUCGUACGUUCACAUUGGUGUUUCUGGCUGCAUCACUGCGCUCUUCUCUCUCGUCCCAUCCGGAAGAAUGUUUGGCGAUCGAGUGGCAGGCAAGGCUCGAAAGUAUCUGGCCAACCAAACCUUCACUGCAAGCUACCCUCCACUCCGCGGCAAUCACCGUUUCUUCAGCAUCCUGCUUUGGGCACUGGUCUUUGGUUGCAAGCUUACGGAAAGCUACUUCUUCUUGACGCUGUCGUUCCGUGACCCUCUGGCGAUCAUGAUCACCAUGAAGGUACAGGGAUGCAACGACAAGUACUUCGGCACAUCUCUCUGCUCCAAUCAACCUGCCUUUGCUUUAACCGCCAUGGUCAUCAUGGACCUCGCGCUCUUCUUCUUGGACACAUUUCUGUGGUACGUCAUCUGGAACACUGUCUUUAGCAUCGGCUGGGCUUUCUCGAUGGGUCUGUCCAUCUGGACACCAUGGAGUGACAUCUUCCAGAGGCUCCCUAAGCGCAUCUACGCCAAGCUGCUCGCGACAGCUGACAUGGAAAUCAAAUACAAGCCCAAGGUGCUUGUCUCCCAGGUCUGGAACGCUAUCAUCAUCUCGAUGUACCGCGAGCACUUGUUGUCGAUCGACCACGUCCAAAAGCUUUUGUACCACCAGGUUCCGUCGGGAGACGAGGGCAAGCGCACAUUGCGAGCGCCCACCUUCUUCAUCAGCCAGACUGACAAGGGCAUCAAACCCGAGUUCUUCCCCAAGGGCUCUGAGGCCGAACGUCGCAUCAGCUUCUUUGCUCAGUCUCUCACGACCACGCUACCGGAGCCAUUGCCCAUUGACGCCAUGCCGACCUUCACCGUGCUGACUCCCCACUACUCGGAGAAGAUUUUGCUCUCGCUUCGUGAAAUUAUCCGCGAGGAAGACCAAAACACCCGUGUCACGCUGCUCGAAUACUUGAAGCAGCUGCAUCCCGUCGAAUGGGACAACUUCGUCAAGGACACCAAGAUUUUGGCCGAGGAGACCGGAGCUGUGGCUGGCUCAUCUCCUUUUGGUGGCGAUAAUGGAAGCGACGAAAAGAGUGGCACCAAAGGUAGUGCGAAGACGGACGACCUGCCCUUCUACUGCAUUGGUUUCAAGUCUGCUGCGCCCGAAUACACCCUCCGGACCCGUAUCUGGUCGUCCCUCCGAGCUCAGACGCUGUACCGCACGGUAUCUGGUUUCAUGAACUACAGCAAGGCCAUCAAGCUCCUGUACCGUGUCGAAAACCCCGAGGUCGUCCAGCUCUUUGGUGGCAACACCGAAAAGCUCGAGCGCGAGCUCGAGCGCAUGAGCCGAAGGAAGUUCAAGUUUUGCAUUUCCAUGCAGCGAUACUCGAAGUUCAACAAGGAAGAGCACGAGAACACCGAGUUCUUGCUCCGUGCCUACCCCGACUUGCAAAUCGCCUACCUCGACGAGGAAGCUCCCCGCAAGGAGGGAGGAGAGUCUCGCUGGUUCUCGGCGCUGGUGGAUGGUCAUUCCGAGAUCCUGCCAAACGGCAAACGCAGACCCAAAUUCCGCAUUGAGCUACCCGGCAAUCCAAUCCUCGGAGACGGUAAAUCGGACAACCAGAACCAUGCCAUCAUCUUCCACCGUGGUGAAUACGUGCAGCUUAUCGACGCUAAUCAGGACAACUACCUCGAAGAGUGUCUCAAGAUCCGCUCUGUCCUCGGAGAGUUCGAGCAGUUCAACGUCUCUAAUCAGAACCCGUACGGUCCUGGCCACGCUGAAUUCUCUCAAGCACCGGUGGCCAUUCUCGGUGCUCGCGAGUACAUCUUCUCGGAGAACAUUGGUAUUCUUGGUGACGUUGCUGCCGGAAAGGAACAGACUUUCGGUACGAUGGCUGGUCGUGGUCUUGCGCAAAUCGGCGGUAAGCUGCAUUAUGGACAUCCAGACUUCCUCAACGCGCUCUUCAUGACCACGCGCGGUGGUGUCUCGAAGGCUCAAAAGGGUCUGCACCUCAACGAAGAUAUUUACGCUGGUAUGACAGCCUUUGGCCGUGGUGGUCGCAUCAAGCACUGCGAGUACUACCAAUGCGGCAAAGGACGUGACCUGGGAUUCGGCACCAUUCUUAACUUUACCACUAAGCUCGGCAACGGUAUGGGAGAGCAAAUGCUUUCGCGCGAAUACUACUAUCUCGGUACGCAACUCCCAGUCGACAGGUUCUUGACUUUCUACUACGGUCAUCCCGGCUUCCACAUCAACAACAUUCUCGUCAUCAUGUCGGUACACCUGUUCUUGUGGGCCAUGGUGUUCAUCGGCACGCUCAACUCUCAGCUCAGCGUUUGCGAAUCGACCAACAGCGAAUACCAAGUUGGCACUGGAGGAUGCUACUACUUGUCGCCCGUAUUCCAGUGGAUCCGCCGCACGAUCAUUUCGAUUUUCUUGGUCUUCAUGAUUGCCUUCUUGCCGCUCUUCUUGCAAGAGUUGACAGAGCGCGGUGCCGUAUCGGCCGUCAUUCGUUUGGCGAAGCACUUCUUGAGCUUGAGUCCAGUCUUCGAGGUGUUCUCCACUCAAAUUUACAGCCAUUCGAUCAUUUCCAACUUGACGUUCGGUGGUGCACGCUACAUUGCCACCGGUCGUGGUUUCGCCACCACGCGCCAGUCCUUCGCUUUGCUCUACUCGCGAUUUGCUGGUCCGUCGAUCUACUCGGGGAUGCGAUUGCUGUUGCUGUUGCUCUACGUGACGCUUACGCUGUGGAUGCCACACCUGAUCUACUUCUGGAUCUCGAUCCUGGCACUGUGCAUUGCACCUUUCCUAUUCAACCCACACCAGUUCUCCAUCCCGGACUUCGUCAUCGACUACCGCGAAUUCCUGCGCUGGAUGUCGCGCGGAAACUCUCGCUCGCACGCCAACUCUUGGAUUGGGUACUGCCGUCUCAGUCGUACAAAAGUCACGGGAUACAAGAAGAAGCGUCUGGGCCACCCAAGCGAGAAGCUCGCAGGCGAUGUCCCACGUGCCAGCUGGCGCACCAUUCUGUUCGGUGAGAUCGUUGGUCCGAUCAUCCAAGCCAUUGUCUUCACCGUUGCGUACGCCUUCGUCAAGAGCUUCCACGAGCGUGGUGACCCGCCCAUGGGUGCCAUCGCUCGUCUGGCCAUCAUCGCCCUUGGGCCCUUGGUCUGGAACGCGGCUGUCCUGCUCGUGCUGUUCCUGGUGUCCAUGUUCUUGGGACCAGCGUUGAACAAUUGCUGCGCCAAGUUUGGAUCGAUCAUGGCGUCGAUUGCCCACUUGCUCGCCGUCGUCGGCAUCGUUGCGUUCUUCGAGUUCUUCUGGUUCCUGGAGCUGUGGCGAACAAGUCAUGCCGUCCUUGGUAUCAUUGCCGUCGUCAUGAUCCAGCGCGCCAUCUUCAAGAUCCUGAUCUCUCUUGUCAUCUCGAGAGAGCUCAAGCACGACGAGACCAACCGAGCUUGGUGGACUGGACGCUGGUACGGUAGAGGAUUGGGUGGUCACGCUUUCAGCCAGCCAGCAAGAGAGUUCGUCGUCAAGAUCAUUGAGAUGAGCUUGUACAGCGCCGACAUGGUCUGCUGCCACAUUCUCCUCUUUGGCUUGUCGAUCCCAAUGCUCAUUCCCUACAUGAAUCGACUGCAGAGCACUGCACUAUUCUGGUUGCGACCAAGCAGGCAAAUUCGCGCCCCGAUCUUCAGCUUGAGAGCGAGGAAACAGAGGAGAAGCAUUGUCAUCAGAUAUGGCAUACUCUUCGUUCUCACCUUUGCUCUCUUCAUUGCGCUCAUCGUUUUGCCGAUCAUCUUUGCGGACACGAUCGACCUCAACUGCUCGUUCUGCAAGUCACUCUAAGCUGGUCACUCGAAGAAGGAAUCGACGCGCUGUCAAAGUUUCGAGUCUUCACGUCGCAUAUGCAUGACAAUGCAAUCUCAUCGCUUCACCGCAGUUCGAGAUCACAUCGCUAGUAAGGUCCCAAUCAACUUCGCAUCCUUCAUC
This is a messenger RNA of Ceraceosorus guamensis, 5639 nucleotides long. Its product is annotated as putative 1,3-beta-D-glucan synthase subunit. Gene Ontology annotation, biological process: fungal-type cell wall polysaccharide biosynthetic process; (1->3)-beta-D-glucan biosynthetic process. The transcript is spliced from 3 exons. Bases 123 to 5495 code for a protein of 1790 amino acids. The record is from RefSeq and is a predicted model, not a curated record. Gene Ontology annotation, molecular function: 1,3-beta-D-glucan synthase activity. Gene Ontology annotation, cellular component: plasma membrane; 1,3-beta-D-glucan synthase complex. Lineage: Eukaryota; Fungi; Basidiomycota; Exobasidiomycetes; Ceraceosorales; Ceraceosoraceae.